AUGGUUUCGAAACACGAGGCUUCGGAACUCAGCGGUCAGAUCGCCACGAGAAGCAUGGAAGCGAUGAACAGCCAGCUCGGAGAUCAAAAGCCCGCGAUCGAUUCCCAGAGCAAAGCAGCUCUGAAACCCCGCUUCGUCCUGACACUGCCCUCCUGCAUCGAGACGAUCAGCCAUGCAGAAUGCUCGCCAGCCCGUACAGCCCGUCCAGCCGCCUUGCUGCUGUACGAACGACUCGAUUGCCGCUGCUGCUUCACUGCUCUCGACUGA
Pseudozyma hubeiensis SY62 is the source of this 267-nucleotide messenger RNA. RefSeq lists its product as hypothetical. Bases 1 to 267 code for a protein of 88 amino acids. The transcript has a single exon. The record is from RefSeq and is a predicted model, not a curated record. NCBI's taxonomy places the organism in Eukaryota, Fungi, Basidiomycota, Ustilaginomycetes, Ustilaginales, Ustilaginaceae.